AUGGAUAUCGAAAUUGAAUCAGCUGAUGUGGUACGUCUAAUAGAACAAUAUUUAAAAGAAAGUAAUUUACUACGAACAUUACGUACUGUACAGGAAGAAACAAGAGUAUCAUUGAAUACUGUUGAAUCUAUAGAAAGUUUUGUAUCAGAUAUUAUAAAUGGUCAUUGGGAUAUUGUAUUACAAACUGUACAAUAUUUAAAAUUACCUGAACAAAAAUUAAUGGAUUUAUAUGAACAGAUUAUCAUUGAAUUAAUAGAACUUCGUGAUAUUGGUGCAGCUAGAUCAAUACUUCGACAAACUGAACCAAUGAUUACUAUGAAACGUACACAAUCUGAUCGUUAUACUCAUAUAGAUAAUCUUUUGAAUCGAUCAUAUUUUGAUCCAAGAGAGGCUUAUUUAGAUGGUCAAUCAAAAGAGAAACGUCGUCAAACAUUGGCUAGUUCAUUAUCAGAAGAAGUGAGUGUUGUAGCUCCAUCACGUUUAUUGGCAUUACUUAGCCAAGCGCUUAAAUGGCAACAACAUCAAGGAUUAUUACCACCUGGUACAGCAAUUGAUGUAUUUCGUGGUAAAGCUGCAGUACGUGAACAAGAAGAAGAAAAACCACCUACUAAAUUGUCUACUGUUAUACGAGUAGUUCAAAAGUGUCAUGUCGAAUGUGCCAGGUUUAGUCCAGAUGGUCAAUUUUUAGUGACUGGCUCAGUUGAUGGCUUUAUUGAAGUAUGGAAUUUUACAACUGGGAAGUUAAGAAAAGAUCUAAAAUAUCAAGCUCAGGAUACAUUUAUGAUGAUGGAAGAUAGUGUUCUAUGUUUAACAUUUAGUCGUGACUCUGAAAUGUUAGCAUCUGGUGCUAAAGAUGGAACAAUCAAAAUUUGGCGUAUUCAAAACGGUCAAUGUUUGAAACGUCUAGAAAAAGCACAUCAUAAAGGUGUUACAGCUAUACAAUUCUCUAAAGAUAAUACACACUUAUUAUCGGCUAGUCUAGAUCAUAGCAUUCGAAUACAUGGAAUGAAAUCAUGUAAAAUUAUUAAAGAGUUUACUGGUCAUACAGGUGUUGUCAAUUCUGUAGCAUUUUUACCUGAUGGACAUAAUAUAAUAAGUGGAAGUGCUGAUGGUUCUGUACGAAUAUGGUCAAUUCGUUCAGGAGAAUGUACAAAUACAUUUAAGGCAAUAUCUGGUUUAGUUGGUCAUGAAGUAUCAAUUCAUUCAGUUCAUUUAAUGCCUCGUAAUACAGAUCAAUUUGUUGUAGCUAGUCGUUCUAAUACAGUUGCUAUAAUGAAUAUGCAAGGACAGAUUGUUCGAAGUUUUUCUAGUGGUAAACGAGAAGGUGGUGAUUUUCUGGAUUGUACACUUAGUGGUAGAGGUGAAUGGAUAUAUUGUGUAGCUGAAGAUCAUUUGUUAUAUUGUUUCAAUGUUGCUGCUGGUGGUAAAUUAGAGCGAACAAUGCGAGUUCAUGAAAAGGAAGUGAUAGGUUGUGCACAUCACCCUCAUCAAAACCUUAUUGCUACUUAUUCAGAAGAUGGUUUAGUAAAACUGUGGAAACCUUGA
Molecule: messenger RNA, 1545 nt
Organism: Schistosoma guineensis
Lineage: Eukaryota; Metazoa; Platyhelminthes; Trematoda; Strigeidida; Schistosomatidae
Source: the annotation of a GenBank genome assembly